Funneliformis caledonium is the source of this 285-nucleotide messenger RNA. The record is from the annotation of a GenBank genome assembly. Lineage: Eukaryota; Fungi; Glomeromycota; Glomeromycetes; Glomerales; Glomeraceae.
AUGUUUAGUUGCCCAUUUCAGUAUUGUAAUAGAACUUUUUCACAUUGUGCUGCUCUUCGUAAAUACACAAAAACACACCAAGGCCAGGUAUACUGGGAAAUAUUAAGCAAUAUUUCGAAUAAUGUAGAAAAUACGGUUAAAAAUUCUGAGAAAGAAAAUGAAUGUAAUGAAGACGAAUUUGAUGUAGAUAUGGAUGCAAACAAAAAUGAUACAAAUAUAAACGAAUGUGAUAUAAAUAAUGCUGAUGAAAUAUCAGAAUUUUCUAUCGAAGCUGAAGAACAACCU